AUGUCAGGGACCUUGGACAAGCAGCAGCUGGUGCCCGGUGGGCACCUACGCCGCUCGGGCAAUGUUCCAGAAACAUUUGCUACAUUAUGCCCCCCUUUCAUCUACAGCAAUUCCAUCAUCGUGGCGGCCACGAGCCCGGUUCUGGAUGAUUCCGACCAAAAGCAAGACGGGUGGUUCAUAAGUGAUUUCUAUGCUUUUAACUACAUUUUCAAGAACCUAGGACAGCACCAGGUGUGGUUGACUAAGGUGGAUCCUAGAAUACUCGUGAAAAAGUUCGGCAACUAUCUGCACGGCAAUCCCUUCAAAGACCGGAAGGUUGUCUUGAGUAAUGAAUUGCUGGACAAUAAAGAAUUGACAGCUGUCACUAUUGUCAAAGACAACUUGCAAGAGAAAUUCAUCAAGGAAGCGAAGCGCGCAUCUGAACUUGCCGUCCAAACCAAUGCACCCCUUCUUCUCAUGCUGUUUUGUCAUGGUAUGGAAGCGGACAGAAUGAAAUCGCCAGCCGGCUCAAGCCGGAUGAUGCUACACAGCAAACAUCGUGGACUUGAGGUUCAGGAUCUAAAAGACGUCUUAAAUCCCAGCGCAAGAGUUACUCUGAUCACAUCGGCCUGCUAUUCAGGCGGGUGGGUGGUCCACCCAGACCUGAACAAUACCAGCAUGGCGGCUGCUGAUGCAACAAGCGAGUCUAUUUCCUGGAAUGCCUCAGGAAGCAUUGGUCGCUACUGUGGCUCUGUGUUUGCUAGCAGUCUGAUCGGCACCCUGACUAGCGUUGCGAGCCCUCUAGUCGAAACUGGCAGCGCCACAGAGAAUCCCGAUGAUCUGAGUUUGAAGUGUCUGUCACUAUCCACAUCUGGUUCACUACAGCCCGAGACACCUACGGAAGAACAGACUCUUUCAUACAAUGCAUUCUGUCACGAAGUUGUUGACACGCUGAGGACUAAGACACGCUUUUCCUUUGCACAUCAUUUGACAUUCAGUGCACAGAAUGAUGAUUGGGAGUCUGCAUGGAUGAAACGGACAGGUAUUCCUCUAGCCUUUUUCUCUGACCGGUGGGACAAACUGGUAUCUUGUCCUUAUUCGGGAGCUCCGAGUCGUCUAGACCAAGACCCCCACAACCCCAUGCUUUCAGAGGACAGUGCUACAGAAGACGUUAUUGUUCGGACCGGUGGAGCAUACUCAGACAUCACAGAUCGGGUGACACUCGCCAUGUUGCAUUCAAGGGCAAUAGACUUGGCUGCUGCGUUCCUUGAGACCUGCCCGGGUGAUGACGACAAAGGUUACGGUCCGCUUUUUACUGGCACGUUGAGAGGACUGAUCUGUGGCGAUGACAAUGUCCCACCGGCAGCAGAAAUUAUAUGCUGGAUCCAAUUUCGCUGGGAUUUUGCCUUGAUGACCGAUGACAUAGUUCGGCAACUGCGCCUUCCCAUGCCAGGCGGGGAGCCCUGCCUGAUGUGGCGUUCUUUCGAAUUUCUUGAAAGUCUGUGGAAAUCCGGCAGAACGGAUUUCCAGGAACGACAUGGAGAAAUGUUUAUGUCUCUGCUGCGUCGAGGUUUUAUCACACGAGGCAAUGAGGACCAAGGUCCACCCUUUAGGCGCCCAGCCUACUAUUUGGCGGCUGCCAUUGUGGCAACAAAUAAGUCUAAGGAGGACUGUGAAGUCCUGGCGGAUCAAGUCGGGGCAUACAUCCACAAGGCAAACAUGUUGUAUGCCGCGAAGGUUCUCGCAGAGUCUCCGAACUUGCGCAGGCGUGGACGGAAUUGGGCAAAGUCGGUCGGCCGCAAUGUGCGGAGAUCACUCUCGCCGAAGAAGAAGCGGUGGUCAAUGCGCGAAAUCAUUGACAGCGACUCCCCGGGAAGCAGUAGCAGUCAGCACCGCCCCAGUCUCGAAACCCAAACACGUCCGCGUGGCCUGUCUGGACUGGGGCAUGUUCUCGACCUCGCCGCCACCAGUGAGUCAAAUGUGGAGAGGCGAAAGGGUGGACAAAAUGGCCGUCGUUAG
Molecule: messenger RNA, 1998 nt
Organism: Grosmannia clavigera kw1407
Lineage: Eukaryota; Fungi; Ascomycota; Sordariomycetes; Ophiostomatales; Ophiostomataceae
Exons: 2
Coding region: 1-1998 (665 amino acids)
Source: RefSeq, a predicted model, not a curated record